Eleginops maclovinus (Patagonian blennie) is the source of this 3503-nucleotide messenger RNA. It is a transcript of the gene klhl42, whose product is annotated as kelch-like family, member 42. NCBI's taxonomy places the organism in Eukaryota, Metazoa, Chordata, Actinopteri, Perciformes, Eleginopidae. Gene Ontology annotation, molecular function: protein binding. The record is from RefSeq and is a predicted model, not a curated record. The transcript is spliced from 3 exons. The coding region runs from base 392 to 1798 and encodes 468 amino acids.
UGCAGAAUCAAAACAGUUAUUGUUGACAGCUCGGCACUUGUCUCCCAAAAGGCUGAUAAAAUGCGAUGGGAACUCUUACUGCCAAGUUCAGAAAUAAACUAUACUGUUUAAACAACGUCUUUAGAGACAAGGCAGACUUUCUAUGCGACUGUCAAGGAAUGUUCAUCCGAGGAAAAGGUACUUUUGGGUAGCUUUAUCAGUGUAAAUAGGUAGCUGGUUAGCUUACAGCUAUAGAAAGUUGCUCCAUGGCUAUCUAUGGGCUGGACAUUACCAUAUAUAGCCCGGCCACAGAGCUCCCUCGCCGGUGAAAUGUAAACACUGGCUCCCAGAGGAGGCUGAAACAAGCAGGCUAAAACAAAAAUCAGCCUAUACGAAAAAAAAAAGUUUCACCAUGUCAUCUGAGCAAAUUAUUGCCAUCGUCAUGGAUGAUAAAAUCUACGAGGUAAAUAAAAAGAAGCUGAUAGAGAAGAGCGAUUACUUCCGUGCGCUGUACAGCUCCGGGAUGAGGGAGUCCACAGAGGACUCUGUGCAGCUGCAGGGGCUCAGUGUGCCCGGCCUGGAGCUCGUCCUGGAGUUCAUCAACACCUCCAAGGUCCAGGUUGUCAACGAGACUCUGGAGGACCUGAUUGAGACCGCCUCCUUCUUACAGGUGACCUCCAUCCUCAAGCUCCUCACCUCGGAGAUCCGUCUUGACAACUGCGUUGAGCUGUACAGCCUCUCUGAAGUUUACGGGACUCAUGAUCUGCACAAUGCUUGCCUGAAAUACAUGAGCUGCUACUAUCAUCCCAUGCUGAGGCGACCAGAGUUCAGCAGCCUCCCUUCUGCUGUCAGAGACCAGGUCAAGGAGAUGCGCAUGAAAGGCACCGCCACCCUGGUAGCCAUCGGGGACUUCACCUGCCUCUCCUUGGACGUGCCCGAUCAGGAUGAGCCCUGGUCCAUGCUGAGGUAUGGAGAGAUGGAGCAGCGGUGGAGACCUCUGGCAAACAACCUGCCUUCAGAUAUGAUAAAUGUCAGAGGAUAUGGCUCAGCUGUGCUCGAUAACUACCUGUUCAUAGUGGGUGGAUACAGGAUGACGAGCCAGGAAAUCUCUGCGGUGCACUGCUACAACCCCUGCAAGAAUGAGUGGAACCAGGUGGCUCCGCUCAACCAGAAGAGGUCCAACUUCAAGUUACUGGCGGUCCAGGGGAAGAUUUACGCAGUAGGAGGCCAGAUUCUGGGCACGGUUGAGUGUUACAGCCCGGAGCAUGACUGGUGGACUUGUGUGUCCUCAAUGCCCGACCCGCUGGCUGAGUUCUCAGCGUGUGAGUGCCAGGGGAUGAUCUACGUCAUGGGCGGAUACACUGCAAGAGACAGGAACACAAAUGUCCUGCGUUACUGCCCCACCUCUGACUCAUGGACGGUAUUUCGCUCCUGUUCGGCACACAUCCGCAAGCAGCAGAUGCUCUCUGUGGAGGACACCAUCUACCUGGUGGGCGGCUACACCCACGAGCUGGAGUUUGGCCAGCGGCGUCCAAGCCAGACGGAGGAUGUGCUGACGGUGCAGUCCUACAAUGUCACCACCGGAGAGUGGAUCCAGCUGAAGGAGAACACGUCCAAGUCAGGCCUGAACCUGACGUGCACGCUGCACAACGACGGCAUCUACAUCAUGAGCCGCGAUGUCAGCCUGCCCACCAGCCUGGAGCACCGUGUCUUCCUCAAGUAUAACAUCUUCUCUGACGCCUGGGAGGCCUUCAGGCGCUUUCCGGCGCUGGGUCAGAACAUGCUGCUCUGUUCUCUCUACCUGCCCAACGUGCUGUGAUUCAAAGGGCUGAUGGGAAGCAGAGAGUGGAGCCCAUGAGGCAUUAAUAUAGGCCUGUGUGUGGCUUGAUGGUUCUUGCACAGAAUGGGUCUCUGCUGCAUUAAUGGGAACAGUGACCUUUGUGCCUCAAAAACAAGAAAUGCACAUCGUACAUACUGUUGUUGAUGCAUAACACAGCUGCAAUGAUAAGUAUGUAAGUGAUGAAGCGCCAUGGCCGGUAGGUCAACAACAUCAUAACAGCCAGCCCCAGUUCAUUCCUCUCAUGUAUUACAAUUAAAGUCACAGUGGAAAUGAUCUGAGGAAUAACUACCGGAACAGUUAGAGCAUUGCAAAGAGUCAUUAACCAUCCCUUACCUCUGCUCCUCAGGUUAUUGAACUCUCUGAACUUUCUGGAUGAUAAAAUAUUCCCUCUGCUGCACAAUUCAAAAUAUUUUUUACUUGUUUCCUCACGUGGUUUCUGGCCGGUUGCCAUUUUUAUUUGGAAACAGAUCUGAAACCUAAAAAUAUUUUAAUGUGCAGGAGAAAUGUAACUGUCCAGAUGGUUAGAAGAGUCUUUCAGGAUUCUGUAAAUAUAGUAAUUUAAUGAUAAAGCUGCAAGGAUUAGCCCAUUAUUGACUAGUCGAUCGACAGCAAAACAACUAUUUUGAUGAUCUAUCAUCUAUAAGUUAUAUUCUUUAGAAAAAAGUCAGAAAAUGCAGUUUUUAGCCACUCAAAUAUAGAGGGGUCUUAUCUCUAUUUAAUACGAUAUCAAACUGAAUAUAUGUGUCUUUUGUUCGGAUAACAUAAGGCAUUUUAGACAUCCUCCUGGACUUUAAGACCUUCUCACAGUUAACAGACCAAAAUAUUGAUUGAUUAAGUUAGAAAGUAAUUGAAACAGAAAACAAUUGUAACUAGGAGCCCUACGAAAUGGCCUCGGCUUUUCAAACACUGUAAGGUAAUUAUUUAUGUAACUGAUGACUACCUCUGUUGGACCUAAUGCUAAUACAUGACACACAAACAAACUGGGGUUACAUUGCCGCAUGAUUUUAAAUCUAUGGGACACAAUAUUCCUGAUGUUUACACUCCAAAUAUCGCAUUAGUGUCCAGGUUUAUCCAUAACUCACACAAACCUUCAAAUAUCUUGGAAACAAAACACAUUUCUUGUCUCUAUGAACUUUACAUAGCAGGUAAUCAUGAUAUAUGUAUGGCUUUGGUUUUACACUGCCAGGCUAAUGAAAAGAUUCCUUGAAAGUUAUUGUUUGUGAGGAGAAGCGACUCAGAGGGAGCUUAAUGUUUGUACACUUGCACAGUAUCAUUUAUCAGAGAAACACUAAGCAAAGCUUAAAGCGCAAUUCCAUAAAAUGAACGAUGCACAUGUGCCUUCUGCAACCUCAGCUAAUGGAACUCGAUACAAAAUUAGCACAACAUGCAAGACUUUGUUACAUUGCCAGCAACUGACCAAACUGCUGUUUGAUUGUCUUCUCUCUGCUAGAAGAAGCUUUUUGUUUUCAUUAAGGUACUUUUUAGUUUAGUUUUUUAGCUUUAUUAAAUAUUGUGGUGUGCAGAAAUGAGCAAAAAUGCAUUUCACAAACUUUAGAUUUCUGUGUGUUCAUGCAGCACUUUUACUGUGGGAUUUGGUGCAUUUCAGAUUGUCUUUGCAUUAUUUAUGUGUUUGAAAGUUUGGGAAAUUUAGUUCAUGAUAAUAAAGACAAUGUUCAGGGCUCUG